This is a messenger RNA of Nerophis lumbriciformis (worm pipefish), 1366 nucleotides long. RefSeq names its product proteasome 26S subunit, ATPase 5 (gene psmc5). The record is from RefSeq and is a predicted model, not a curated record. Gene Ontology annotation, molecular function: ATP binding; ATP hydrolysis activity. Lineage: Eukaryota; Metazoa; Chordata; Actinopteri; Syngnathiformes; Syngnathidae.
ACUUUCCCGCCCCUAAAGAAGAAACGCACCGGAAAUGUUUCACCUCACAAACGGAAACAUGAUUUUCAAGAUGGAGGGGGACGGGAGCGACAAUAUGGAGAUGGGAGAAAGUAAAGGUGGAACAGGUCUUCGCCAAUACUACCUCUCCAAAAUAGAAGAGUUACAGCUGACUGUGAACGACAAGAGCCAGAAUCUCAGACGACUGCAGGCUCAAAGAAAUGAGCUCAAUGCGAAAGUGCGUCUCCUCCGUGAAGAGCUGCAGUUACUUCAGGAGCAGGGCUCCUACGUAGGAGAAGUGGUCAGGGUGAUGGACAAAAAGAAAGUUCUGGUCAAGGUGCACCCAGAAGGGAAAUUUGUGGUGGAUGUGGACAAGAACAUUGACAUCAAUGAUGUGACCCCAAAUUGUCGUGUUGCACUUCGCAACGACAGUUACACUCUGCACAAGAUCCUCCCCAACAAGGUGGACCCUCUGGUGUCCCUAAUGAUGGUGGAGAAGGUUCCAGACUCCACCUAUGAGAUGAUUGGGGGCCUGGACAAGCAGAUCAAGGAAAUCAAGGAAGUGAUCGAGCUGCCUGUCAAGCACCCUGAACUUUUUGAAGCCUUGGGUAUUGCACAACCAAAGGGCGUGUUGCUGUACGGACCUCCGGGUACAGGCAAGACCCUGCUGGCCAGAGCUGUGGCCCACCACACUGACUGCACCUUCAUUAGGGUUUCAGGGUCUGAGCUGGUUCAGAAGUUCAUUGGAGAAGGCGCUCGCAUGGUACGUGAACUGUUCGUCAUGGCCCGAGAGCACGCUCCUUCCAUCAUCUUCAUGGACGAGAUCGACUCCAUUGGCUCAUCUCGCUUGGAGGGAGGUUCAGGUGGAGACAGCGAGGUGCAGAGGACCAUGUUGGAGCUGCUUAAUCAGCUGGAUGGCUUCGAGGCCACCAAGAACAUCAAGGUCAUCAUGGCCACCAACCGUAUCGACAUCCUGGACUCUGCUCUGCUCAGGCCAGGCAGGAUCGACAGGAAGAUCGAGUUCCCGCCUCCAAACGAAGAGGCUCGUCUGGACAUCCUGAAGAUCCACUCCAGGAAGAUGAACCUGACACGCGGCAUUAACCUGAGGAAGAUAGCCGAGCUGAUGCCCGGAGCCUCAGGCGCUGAGGUUAAGGGAGUGUGCACGGAAGCUGGCAUGUAUGCGCUGAGAGAAAGAAGAGUGCACGUCAACCAGGAGGACUUUGAGAUGGCUGUGGCAAAGGUGAUGCAGAAAGACAGCGAGAAGAACAUGUCCAUCAAGAAGCUGUGGAAGUAACUUCAGCCACACAUGUAUAUUUUUUGUUUAUGGUUUGCUUUCUAAGUGUUGUCCUAAAAUAAACAUACAACAUCA